CUCUCCAGCAGUCGUUUUUUCAGGACUCCUCAGCACAGCAAAAAUAAAAAAAAAAAAAAAGCAAAGAGAAAACCUUACUCUUCAAUGGCGGCAACUCUGCCAUGACCUCCUCAUACACAUUCGCUUAUGUCGAUAUCCACAAGAACCAGACGCUUCGUCUCUGAUUCUUCUAUUCUAUCUCAUCUCCAAACCCUUAUUUUCAUUUCACAGAGGUCGAAUCAUACUUUAGCUGGAAAUGGUCAAAAAUCCCACCUUCAUCACGAAGCUGGUUUUGAUCCUGCAGCCCUAGCAAGCAGCGUGGACAUGAGAGCAUGGAAGGCAGUUAAUUCCAGAUGUUUCCGCAUAUAUAAUCAUAUGAUUCCACGGUCUUCGUGGACAGUUCUGAAAAUUCUCAAACAUAAUGGUUAUGAUGCCUAUCUUGUUGGUGGAUGCGUGAGGGAUUUAAUCUUAAAGAGAAUACCUAAGGAUUUUGAUAUCAUUACAACUGCUGAUCUUAAACAGAUCAAAAAGCAAUUUCAUCGCUGUCAGGUUGUGGGGAGGCGAUUUCCGAUAUGUCGGGUUUUCAUUCAAGGUUCUGUUAUUGAGGUAUCCAGCUUUGGCACAGUUGCCAAACACGAUGAAGGAAAGCAAACAGCUAAUUUUUCCCAAAUGCCAAUUGGUUGUAACGAAAAGAACUUUUUCCUCUGGAAGAAUUCUUUGUGCCGGGACUUCACUAUUAACAGUUUAUUCUACGAUCCUUUUGUAGAUACAAUCUAUGAUUACGCUAAUGGAAUCGACGAUCUUAUCUCGUGCAAGGUGCGAACAGUCAUCCCAGCUAAAAUUUCUUUUGAAGAGGAUUGUGCGAGAAUGUUACGUGGCUUGCGAAUUGCAGCUCGUCUUGGCUUAUCAUUUUCCAAGGAAACAGAAAUUGCAAUACAAGAUCAUUUGUCGUCGAUAAAGAAUUUGAACAAGACAAGGCUAAUGUUGGAAAUGAACUAUAUGUUUUCCUAUGGAGCCGCUGAAUCCUCUCUCUGUUUACUCAGGAGAUUCAAACUUCUGGACAUCAUUCUUCCAUUCCAUGCGGCAUACCUAGUUCAAGAGUCCCCUGGUCAAUCUGCUCAAAGCUCUCUUAUGCUGAUGAAAUUAUUUUCUUGUAUGGAUAAGUUACUUGCCUGUGAUCGACCCUCUGGAUGCUUCUUGUGGGUUGCCCUGCUGUCGUUUCACCUAGCACUUGUAAAUAACCCUCAGAAGGCUCUUGUUAUUUGGGCUUUCUCAGCUGUCUUGUAUCAUGGUAAUUGGAGGAAAGCUGUCAAAUUUGCAAGAGAAAGUGCCCAAUUGCAUGUUCAGUUUGUCCCUGAGAUUUCAGAUGUCUGUGGUACCAUGACCGAUGAAGAACUUACAGAAGAUGUCAUUAGUUUAGCCUCCAAAGUUAGAUCUUCUAUUGGUGCUUUAACCGAUGCAGAUAAACUGGAGUCAGUGAUUCAAAAUUAUCCUUUCGCAUCUCCUUGUUUAGCCUCCCAAGUUAGAUCUUCUAUUGGUGCUUUAACCGACACAGAUAAACUGGAGUCAGUGGUUCAAGAUGAUCCUUCCGCAUCUCCUGAUCUGGGAGGUGCUUCCAAUCUGGUAUUUAUUUCGAAGGCAGUUGGCCAGAAUGUGGGCGAGCUUUUUCGUGUCUUCGAACAAAAUCUUGAGAAAUACGCCAAUGAAAGGAAAAGUUUUGAAAUUGACUAUGGAUUGCUUGCGAUGGGUAAUAUUAAAGAGACAAGAUUUUUGCUAGGUAAAGUCAUCAUGGAUGCAAUGAGCAGCGGGGUCUUCCCGAAACAACAGGAGGUGGUCGUACAAGAACAACAAGGUGUGGCCACUGGAAAUCAUCAUGUACCAUUCUCUUCUUCUGAAAAGCAGCACAGGGAUGUUAAGAGAAAAACGAUUUCACCAAAGAUAAAAAAUCUUGAACAACAGCACGAUGAAAGCGAAAAGGAAAUCAAUGGCUCUAAACGAGUUUCGAUACUUGGGAAAAGGAAGGUGGUGGCUGAGAAAAGAAAUGGCGAGUUCUCGGAACUGGCUAACUUAAAAACACGGAUUGAGCCAGAAAAUAAGGGUAACCCUGCAGAAUUGGCCAACCUAGGUGAAGUCGUCCAAGAACGGCAAGAGGUUGCAAAUGAGAAAAUCAAUGGCUCUGAACGAGUUUUGGAGCUUCGGAAAAGAGCUUCGAAGCUUUGGAAAAGCAAGGUGGUGACCAAGAAAAUAAAGGAUAAGGUCGAGGAACUGCCUAAUCAUUUAAAGCGUCAGAAUGAGGGUGAAUGCCAAGGAUCAGAGUCUAGCCCAGAACAAAAGAAGGUGGUAGAGAGAAAGAGUAAUUGUGAUCAAUCAAUUUCAAAUCUGAAAGAACAGGAGGUGGCAGGAAAGGAGAAAAGCCAUAAACCUCUGUCAAGUCUGUUCCUGUAAAUCACAUUGUUAUCGUAAAUUAUUGCAGGCUCGGGGUUGCUUAAUCAAGUUUAAGCUGACUUUGCUUAGGUUAUGUAGGUUAUCUCUAAGCCCUAAUAGAUAAGGGCGGAGCCUAGUUGAGUUGAGAUAUGGUGAUCAAAAUUUUGAAGUUACCUCUUUGCAGCAGUUCUUUUCAUUUUUUUUCACAAAA
Molecule: messenger RNA, 2614 nt
Organism: Papaver somniferum (opium poppy)
Lineage: Eukaryota; Viridiplantae; Streptophyta; Magnoliopsida; Ranunculales; Papaveraceae
Exons: 14
Coding region: 127-2424 (765 amino acids)
Biological process (GO): RNA processing
Molecular function (GO): RNA binding; nucleotidyltransferase activity
Source: RefSeq, a predicted model, not a curated record